Messenger RNA from Neurospora tetrasperma FGSC 2508, 807 nucleotides. RefSeq lists its product as uncharacterized. The transcript has a single exon. The record is from RefSeq and is a predicted model, not a curated record. NCBI's taxonomy places the organism in Eukaryota, Fungi, Ascomycota, Sordariomycetes, Sordariales, Sordariaceae. The annotation marks the transcript as partial.
AUUACUCCUCAAGCAGAUAGUUCCAACGUUGACGAUCUCUAUUCACAGCGGCCAGCGGUCAAGAAGAGGAAGUGCAUCUCGAAUGGUUCUCAACCACAACACUUCGAAACUGAAGAAAUACCCUCCUCCUCUCACACUGGCAACACCCUUCAAAAGACGCAGCAUACAGCACGCACAUCACUCCUACCCCAGCCAGCCGUUACCAACCCAGAAGCACCAACAUCACAAAGCAAGCCAACACUCAUUCUUACAACCCCUAGCCCUCUGAGCCCUCGGCAUCAAGAUCAAUCACAAACAAAAUCACAAUCACCUCCUCCAGGUUCACGGUCUCACUUCAUACAACCCCACCAAUCUCUACCCCAAUACCACUUUAGAGUCGCAACUCCAACAACUCCAACCCAAAAAGCAACAACAAACUUCCCCAAGAAACGAAAGAAAUACGGCACAGCCUACGAAGUCUCCCGCGCCCGCCAAAUCCAAGCGACGGGCGUUCCCGGACCGUGUCACUCGUGCGCUCGUAGACAGAGACAGCUGGAUGAGGUAGCUGCUGCUGCUGGGAAUGUCGGAGGGGGCCUGAUUGGUACAGGUACGCGUAAUGGUAUAGGACGUUUCGCGAGGCCUCAGAGGGGUGAUGAGUUCUUGCCUUGUACGGUUUUGAGCAACGGUAGCGGUCACGCCGAUGGUGGCGGGACGGGUAAUGGUGGUGGUAUUCAGAGAAGAAAUGGAAAUGGUGGUAAUCGUGGGACUGGGACUGGGCCGACACCCUGCGCGAGGUGUAAGAGUAUCAAGAUGAAGUGUGAGGGUUAA